Molecule: messenger RNA, 517 nt
Organism: Chrysoperla carnea
Lineage: Eukaryota; Metazoa; Arthropoda; Insecta; Neuroptera; Chrysopidae
Product: transmembrane protein 209-like
Exons: 3
Coding region: 266-517 (83 amino acids)
Cellular component (GO): membrane
Source: RefSeq, a predicted model, not a curated record
UGAAUAUUAUUUUUAGUGGAUUUAUCAAACAAUUCUUCGUCGUCUGGUUGAUGAAAUCGAUUGUUUGAAUGAAGCAUUACAUCGUCAUAACUUUGUUGGUGUACAAAUCGGUGCAGUUGGAUUAGAACGUUUACGUAAAACAGCUCAAACACAAUUAGCUCAACAAUAUGUACCAACUUUAUGUUCAUUAAUACCAUUCUUAGAAGUGAAUUCGAAUCAAGAGUAUUUAGUAAAAUGGAUUCAAGAACUAGCAAAAGGUGGUUCGAUGAGUAAAUAUCGUUGGAAUUCUGGUUCAACUUUCAAUGGUAAACAAUGGGAGGAUCAUUUACCAACCGAUGCUGCUAUUGUAAUGCAUUUGAUGGCUACUUAUUUGGAUACACAAUUGGUUCCAUUACCACAUCAACCAGAUGCAAGAAAGUUUGUUGUGGAUAAUGGGUAUGUUGUUAACCUAAAUUCCAAAAAAUCUUGUACGCUCGUUUUCUUAGUAUUUAUAAUUGUAAAUAUGUCAUCUACGUAA